CUGUGUCGAAAUCGUCCACUACUCAGACGAUGGAAAAAUCGUUAGAUUCGCAUUUAGAUGACAUAAUGUCUGAACAUGGCGUCAUUGGAGUAUUAUGUAGCGAUCAGCAAGGACUGGCUUUGUCAGCUAAAGGUACAGCAAAUCCCAUGUAUGCAGGACUGAUUUCCUCUUUGGCAGAGAACGCAAAGCAAAUUUACCCAGACAGAGUGCCUGUCAUUUGCUUGGAGUCAGAUGCAUGUAAUCUGCUUGUGAGAUCAGAAGGAAAUGUCACAGUUGCCAUCCAUAAAGUUCCCUCAUAACAUACACAACAGUUGGAAACAUGAAAUUAUUAUAGCCCCAAUUUUUGUUUGUAAAUGAACUUUGAAUUUCCUAUCAAUAAAAGAAAAUAAAGAAUAU
Pocillopora verrucosa is the source of this 396-nucleotide messenger RNA. Its product is annotated as ragulator complex protein LAMTOR5 homolog. Gene Ontology annotation, cellular component: lysosome; cytoplasm; Ragulator complex. Gene Ontology annotation, molecular function: guanyl-nucleotide exchange factor activity. Lineage: Eukaryota; Metazoa; Cnidaria; Anthozoa; Scleractinia; Pocilloporidae. The record is from RefSeq and is a predicted model, not a curated record. Gene Ontology annotation, biological process: positive regulation of TORC1 signaling; cellular response to amino acid stimulus.